Myripristis murdjan (pinecone soldierfish) is the source of this 2780-nucleotide messenger RNA. It is a transcript of the gene dacha, whose product is annotated as dachshund a. NCBI's taxonomy places the organism in Eukaryota, Metazoa, Chordata, Actinopteri, Holocentriformes, Holocentridae. Bases 141 to 1988 code for a protein of 615 amino acids. Gene Ontology annotation, biological process: regulation of transcription by RNA polymerase II. The transcript is spliced from 11 exons. Gene Ontology annotation, molecular function: DNA-binding transcription factor activity, RNA polymerase II-specific; RNA polymerase II cis-regulatory region sequence-specific DNA binding. The record is from RefSeq and is a predicted model, not a curated record. Gene Ontology annotation, cellular component: nucleus; transcription regulator complex.
GGCAGGUGGAGGCAGAGUGGAGUUCAGCACACAGAGCGGAGUCUGCUGACAGAAAAGAAAAGAAAAGAAAAGAAAAGAAAAGAAAAGAAAAGAAAAGAAAAGAAGAGAAAGAGUUGUGUCAGCUGUUUCUCUCAUCCAGCAUGGCGGGCUCCUCCAACCCUCUGUCCCGGACCUCCAGCCCACCCACCGACCCUCUCUUCCACUCCGACCCGCCGUACAGCGCUCCCAACCCGUCCAGCUCCCCGCGCCUGCCCGCCGCUCGCCUCGGAGCCUUCCUGAGCGGCGGGAGCGGCGGGAGCGGCGGGAGCGGCGGGAGCGGCAAGCUGCCAGUCAGUGUGAACGGGCCGAGCGGCGGCCCCGGCGGCCCCCACACCGAGUGUAAGAUGGUGGAGCUGCACGGCGUGAAGGUGGCGUCGUUCACGGUGAACGGCGUGGAGCUGAUCUGCCUGCCGCAGGUGUUCGAGCUGUUCCUGAAGCACCUGGUGGGCGGCCUGCACACCGUGUACACCAAGCUGAAGCGGCUGGACAUCAGCCCGGUGGUCUGCACCGUGGAGCAGGUCCGCGUCCUGCGGGGCCUGGGGGCCAUCCAGCCCGGCGUCAACCGCUGCAAACUCAUCACCAGGACCGACUUCGAGGCGCUGUACCGGGACUGCACCAACGCCAGCUCUCGUCCCGGUCGGCCUCCUAAACGAACUCUGGGCGUGGCAUCGAUGACUGACGGCUCCAGGCUCCUCCCACAUGGACUGCUAAGCCCCGCCCUGCUUUCACCAACAGGCCUGACGGCGGCGGCCAUGGCCGAGGCGGUGAAGCUGCAAAAGAUGAGGAUGAUGAUGAGUUUCCACGGCAACAGCGACCACCAGCGGCAACACAACGGCACGGAGUCGGAGAACGACGAGUUGAACUCCAACGCAGGAGGCAGUGAGUGCUCCUGGGAGAAGGAGGGGCUCCUCUCCCCCCCUCCCUCCUCUGUGGUGGGCGUGGCUCCUCCUCCUGGCUCAGUGGGCGGAGCCACAGCGUCCCUCCUGGGCGGUCACCAGCUGAGCCUGCAGCAGCACGGCACCCUGCUGGCCAAUCGUCUGUCGGACCUUCCUUUUAUGGUCAUGCCCCACCCCCUCCUCCCGGUGGGCCUGCCACCCGCCAGCGUCGCCAUGGCGAUGAACCAGAUGAGUCAGCUGAGCGGCUUGGCCAACAUGGCCGCCAUGUCGCACGUCCCGCAGGCGGAGGAGAGCAAGGAGUCGGUGCCAGGAAGCCCCGCCCCCUCCCCGUGCCCCUCCCCCAGUGACGACGAGCUCCACCCCCAGCAACCUGCCAGCCAAUCCCCUUCCAGAGCCUCUUCAUCCUCCUCAUCAUCACCUCCACCGACACACACCCCAGACCUGGUGCUGAACUCCACAGAUGGUGAAAUUGCAGAACGAGAAAACAACAUUAAAAAGAUUCUGAAGGAAAAAGAUGAUUCCAUGUUGCCCCUCCCACUUCUGAAACCCACCUAUGAGAAGAUGCCGCUCACCUCUCAACCGCUGUCCAUCAACCACGCAAGCCCCGCCUUUGCGCCAUUCCUAUUGGCUGAGGGACUGUCGUCAAUGGAAACGCUGCUCACUAAUAUACAGGGUCUCCUGAAGGUGGCGGUAGAGAGCGCUCGCUCCCAGGAUAAACAGAACCAGCAGGAGAGGAAAGAGUUAAAACUGGAGCUGGAGAGAGAGCGCGACGUGAGACAGGCUCUGCAGAGACAGCUGAGCUCCGAGCUGCAGAGCAGAGGUGAGACAGUGUCGAUCCAGCGGCGGCUGAGGAAGGAGAAAAAGGCCAAGAGGAAGCUGCAGGAGGCUCUGGACUUCGAGGCGAGGAGGAGGGAGCAGGUGGAGCGAGCGCUCAAACACUCCGACUCCCUGAGCGACGGCGUUCUGCCUGAGAACGAGCUGGAGAACAAACAGCAGGAGAACUCUGCAGUGCAAGAGAACAGACUGUACACCAAAGCUCCCAUCCUCUUCUGAGACACUCAGCACACCGCUGGAGGAUGGAGGAGGAGGAGAAGAAGAAGAAGAAGAAGAAGAAGAAAAAGAAAAAGAAGAAGAAGAAGAGGAGGAGUGAUGUCUGCUACCUCCUCCUGGGAAAAGAAAAAAGAGUAAAGAACGAGAGAAGUGCAGUCGUCCCCCCCUCUCUCUCUGCUGAGGCUGAUUUGUCUUGGUUACUGUAUAAUACAUGGGUUUAUUAUUAUCAUUAUUACCGUUACUAUUAUCAUUAUUAUCAUUUUCAUUGUUAUUAUUAUUAUGAUUAUUAUUAUUAUUGUUAUUGUUAAUGUUCUGGUCAUGAUGCUGAAGCUCUGAGAGACCAGAGUCUGUGCUCGUGCCAGCAGAACUGGAACCUGGUCUGGAACAUUCUGGCCCUCACCUGGGGAGCCUGUGAUGUCACCUGGGGAGCCUGUGAUGUCACCUGGGGAGGCUGUGAUGUCACCAGGGGAGACGCCUCUGAACUUUUUUCUGCAGACUAUACUGGGGCUGUGAAGGACCAGUAUAGUUUCUGUUUGCCACAGAGGCGCUGAACGGGUCGCCUGAGGUUCCCGGGACACGUGAACAAAGUAUUUACUCCUCACUUCCUGUUUGGGGCAGGGCCAUAUCUCAGUUUGAUCUCAGUGGCAUUGACCUGAUAACAUGUCGCUGCUCUCAUCCUGCUGUGCUGCUUCACUUCUUUACUGGCUGCUGCUGUUAGUGGGAGCUGCUGGAAGCCACGCCCCCUGAGCGCUGUGACACCUGGUGCUCCGCCUCGCUGUGCAUCACCUCAAAACA